Messenger RNA from Vitrella brassicaformis, 544 nucleotides. NCBI's taxonomy places the organism in Eukaryota, Vitrellaceae. The record is from the annotation of a GenBank genome assembly.
UCAUACAAUCUGCUGCGGGAUCUGAAAGAUUACAGGGAUAGAGCCAGGAAUUGUAGAGUGCAGUAGCAAGAAAUCCGCUCGCCCCAUCGGGUGGUCAGGUAGGUCGAACGGUGAAGGGGUGAGCAGGCUGCAGUAGACAGCUCCUGGUCGCCUGCAAGCGAGUGAACACAACUCCUUGCUCAGCCUCAUAUUGUCUCGUUUUUCGGCGUGCUUACCUGCCGGCAGGCUCUUUGGACAUCGCUUGGAACUGAUCGUUCAAUUCACACGCCUGGCGUAUGGUAUGUACGCUGCAGCGGCCUCCGCUCUUGGAAGUGGAAUUACACUGCCGAUAGGCCUUAUACAGCACCUCUGCACCAUGUUCAAUCCUUUGCACGGCCUGAGGGAAUGUGUGCUGCAUACCCUCCGGCAAUGUGUGGCCGAUGCUCUUUUGUAGCACGUCUGAAACACACAGACAUACGCAGCCAGAGGAAAGCGUUGCCACAUCUUAGGUUGCCAGCCGGUCGGCCAUGUGUUUGUGCCAUGUAUGCAUACCGAUCUCUUGCAU